Messenger RNA from Phyllostomus discolor (pale spear-nosed bat), 1735 nucleotides. RefSeq names its product cholinergic receptor nicotinic epsilon subunit (gene CHRNE). Gene Ontology annotation, cellular component: neuron projection; postsynaptic membrane; synapse. The transcript is spliced from 10 exons. Bases 153 to 1595 code for a protein of 480 amino acids. Gene Ontology annotation, molecular function: transmembrane signaling receptor activity; acetylcholine-gated monoatomic cation-selective channel activity. Lineage: Eukaryota; Metazoa; Chordata; Mammalia; Chiroptera; Phyllostomidae. Gene Ontology annotation, biological process: regulation of membrane potential; chemical synaptic transmission; monoatomic ion transmembrane transport. The record is from RefSeq and is a predicted model, not a curated record.
UCCUGGCUGCAGUAGGGGUGGUAAGAGGAUUAGGUGACAGUCCCCUAACCCAGCCCGGAACUAACGCCCUCCUCCCCCUCACUCACACGCUCUGGCCUGCCCAGCUCCAAGCCUGCCAAAGCUCAGAAUAACCCUGAGGACCAGACAGCGGGAUGGCCGUGGCUCUGCUCAGCGCCUUAUUCCUCUUGCAGCUUCUCGGCAGAGGUGAGGGGAAGAAUGAGGAGUUGCGCCUUUAUCACCAUCUUUUUGACAACUAUGAUCCAGGACGCAGGCCAGUGAGACAGUCUGAGGACACUGUCACCAUCACAUUCAAGGUCACCCUGACCAACCUCAUCUCACUGAACGAGAAAGAAGAGACCCUGACCACCAGCGUCUGGAUUGGAAUCGACUGGCAUGAUUACCGACUUAACUACAGCAAGAAAGACUUUGGGGGCGUAAACCCCCUGCGGGUCCCUGCAAAACUCGUAUGGUUACCAGAGAUUGUGCUGGAGAACAAUAUUGACGGCCAGUUCGGCGUGGCCCACGAAGCCAACGUGCUGAUCGACGAGGGCGGUUCAGUGAGCUGGUUGCCCCCGGCCAUCUACCGCAGCACCUGCGCCGUGGAAGUCACCUACUUCCCCUUCGACUGGCAGAACUGCUCGCUCGUUUUCCGCUCUCAGACGUACAAUGCCGAAGAGGUAGAGUUCGUCUUUGCGGUGGAUGAUGAAGGCGAGACCAUCAGCAAGAUCGAUAUCGACACUGAGGCCUAUACUGAGAACGGCGAGUGGGCCAUCGACUUCUGCCCCGGGGUGAUCCGCCGCAGCUCCGCAGGCUCCGCCGACGGUCCAGGGGCCACUGACGUCGUCUACACGCUCAUUAUUCGCCGGAAGCCGCUCUUCUACAUCAUUAACAUCAUUGUGCCCUGUGUGCUAAUCUCAGGCCUGGUGCUGCUCGCCUACUUCCUGCCGGCGCAGGGUAAGGAGUCGCCCCAACCCCAAAGCCAGGCUCGUUUCGGGGGAGGAGAAGGGCAUCUGCUCUUACUGGGCGCUCCCUCCAGCCGGUGGCCAGAAAUGCACCGUGUCCAUCAACGUCCUACUCGCCCAGACCGUCUUCUUGUUCCUAAUCGCCCAGAAAACCCCAGAGACGUCUCUGAGCGUGCCACUGCUGGGCAGGUCUUGUUGGAGCUGCUGCCGCGACUCUUGGGCUCAGGCGCGCCUCUCGAGGCCCCCGGGGCCUCCUCUCCCCCGAGGCGUGCAUCUUCUGUGGGCAUAUUGCUCCGUGCGGAGGAGCUGAUACUAAAAAAGCCGCGGAGCGAGCUCGUCUUUGAAGGGCAGAGGUACCGGCACGGGCCCUGGACUGCGGCCCUCUGCCAGAGCCUGGGUGCCGCCGCCCCCGAGAUCCGCUGCUGUGUGGAUGCUGUGAACUUCGUGGCCGAGAGCACGCGAGACCAGGAGGCCACUGGAGAGGAGGUGUCCGACUGGAUGCGCAUGGGGAAGGCCUUAGACAACAUCUGCUUCUGGGCCGCUCUGGUGCUCUUCAGUGUGGGCUCCAGCAUCAUCUUCCUCGGGGGCUACUUCAACCAAGUGCCUGAACUGCCUUACCCACCGUGUAUGUAGACCUGGGCGGUGGCUGCAUGGAUUUCAACUUCCUACCCAUUUUCACAAAGAAAUAGAUUUUGAAAAACAAGUUUCUGCCACUGCUAUAUUCUGACUCUUUUCCACUGCCAUUAAUAAAUCAGUGCUUCGUGUGCGCACAA